Cyphellophora europaea CBS 101466 is the source of this 354-nucleotide messenger RNA. RefSeq lists its product as uncharacterized. The record is from RefSeq and is a predicted model, not a curated record. The transcript has 2 exons. The coding region runs from base 1 to 354 and encodes 117 amino acids. Lineage: Eukaryota; Fungi; Ascomycota; Eurotiomycetes; Chaetothyriales; Cyphellophoraceae.
AUGACGCCUAAAAGUCCACCGGAUGAGAGAAUUGUUUUGGCGCUGAAGAAUGUUUCCAAGGGACCCGAUGCUCACGUGCGCAAAGUGAAGGAGAUACGCGAUCUUGUCCUGAAGAGACAGCAUAUGCUUUUUGUCAACGAGUUGAUUAAGGAACACAACAUCGAUAAUGCCAAACUUCAGUUCCCGGAGGUCUUCGAGGUCUCUCCCGCCCAGAGCGCUGAGCGGUCGGCUUCUGAAGAAGAAGCUGCCAGGACUGAGGCAGAUGCUAUCAAGGUUACUGCAGAGGGCCAUCAUGUUGAGAAACUCCGUGAAGAACAGGCUGAUCUACCAGCAAAUCUACUCACUAGUUUAUAG